AUGUUGGAGAAAGUUCGGGCUUUAAAUAAUGGAAGUGUUCUCCGUGGUUUUAAGAUCACGCGGGUGUUUAAUAUUGAUGAAUUCCGGCUUAAUGUUGUACAAAUGCAUCAUGAAAAAUCCGGCGCAAAUUUAAUCCACCUUAAUCGUGAUGACCCAAACCGGACUUUCAGCGUACAGUUUAGGACUACGCCGUUCGACAACUCUGGUGUCUCCCAUAUUCUCGAGCACACUGCUCUCUGUGGUUCAGAGAAAUACCCCAUUCGCGAUCCAUUUUUCAAGAUGCUUCGCCGUAGUCAGGCAACUUUUAUGAAUGCAUACACAGCUAGUGACUGGACCAUGUAUCCAUUCAGCACAAUGAAUUCUGUCGACUUCCAAAAUCUCUUAGGCGUCUAUGUUGAUGCCGCGUUUUUCCCAAGGCUGAAUAAGCUGGACUUUAUGCAAGAAGGCUGGAGAUUGGAACCUGAAAACCUAGAUGAUGAGUCCUCCAAACUGGUUAUCAAGGGAGUCGUAUAUAACGAAAUGAAGGGAGUUUUCUCCAACUCGCUGAACCUUCUGCAUCAGGCAGUGGAAAACAACCUUCUCCCAAUGAGCUAUGGUCACGUAAGCGGCGGUCACCCUGAUGCCAUUCCAUCCCUGUCUUGGGAGGCCCUGAAGAAAUUCCACAGCGACUUCUACCAUCCGAGUAAUGCCAACAUCUACACCUACGGCAACGUUGACUUGGACGACUGUCUCCAGUACCUGGAUUCUGAGUGUUUGGGGAAAUUCACUGCCCAGGAUCCCUCACCACAGGUUGUCCUGGAACCCAAGUGGACAGAGCCGCGGGUGGUCCGUUUGACUUGCCAGCCCGACCCCACACUGGCCGAUCCUUCGCGGACUGGCGUCGUGUCGCUUAGCUUCGCUCUCACCGAAUUACGACUUGACUCCAUCGUGCCUUCUGUGGCACCUAGCAAGGUUGUUGGUCCCUGCUCCGUCGAGUCGAUGGUUCGAUUCCCAACGAGGUGCAUCCGCGAAAUCUACACCAACUUUGCUCUCUCUAUCGCCCUGAUGCUCCUGACAGACGGAGAUAGUGCACCCCUGUACCGAGGUCUCAUUGAAUCCGGCUUGGGUCUUGAUUGGACUUGUCCGGUGCACGGAAUGGACCGAAAUCUCCGCACUAUUUGUUUCCACGUUGGCCUCCAGGGCGUGCGUCCGGAGGAUGUGGAGAAAAUCGAUAGGACAAUUAUGGACAUUCUCGCAAACACCGUCAAGACGGGAUUUCCCCAAGAACGCGUGGACGCCGUCCUGCACCAGCACGAAAUCGCGAUUCGCGAGGACUGUGCCCGUUUCGGUCUGCAGCUCAUUUUGGCCCUGUCGUCGGUCGUCAACCACGGUGGCGACGUGCUCACCUGCCUCGCCAUGAAGCAGCUGAUUAGCCGAUUCAAGGAGGACCUUGCGGCAGACCCUGCCUUCCUCCAGAACCUCAUCUCCCGCUACCUGGUCGCGAAUCCGCAUCGCCUCACCGUCAUUAUGCUGCCGGACGACAAAUUCGCGGCCGUCCAAACGGCUAAGGAGGCCGAACGAGUGGCCAAGGCUGUCGGCCAGAUGACCGAGGAAGGCAGAGCCGAGGUUGUCAGGCUGUGUCGCGAGUUGGCAGCGAAACAAAAGCAAGAGGAAGACCUCUCGUGUCUGCCGUGCCUGAGUCUCGUCGACAUCCCUCCCAAGUGCCGUCCCGAGCCCUUCACAGAAACCCAGAUGGGCGAGUCGCCGUUGCAGCUGAAUCAGGCGCCAACCAACGGCUUGACUUACUUCCACGCCCUCGCCAACAUCUCCGACCUGCCCCAGGAACUCCUCAUCUACGUCCCCAUUUUCACCUGUCUCUUCUCCAAGUACGUCUUUCUGUCUUAA
Molecule: messenger RNA, 1884 nt
Organism: Mesocestoides corti
Lineage: Eukaryota; Metazoa; Platyhelminthes; Cestoda; Cyclophyllidea; Mesocestoididae
Source: the annotation of a GenBank genome assembly